UUCGGUGUCGUUAUCCAUUCGGUCGGCGAGCUCGGUCACGGCAGGAAGCACUUACUUAAACGGAUACACCGCGUACACAGGCCGCUUCCCAUCCGAGAGGGCCAGUUUCGCUUCUGUUUCGCACCCCAAUCGUUCCGGCCGCCAGUUCGAUCUUUCCGCUCGGACAGCAUUUUUGCGGACACUGUGCAGACGCGUUAUGGAAUAGAAGGGUGGCAACGUGUACGAGGGGAUGAAGAGUGCAUCGAGUCAGAAGCAACAACCUUGACCCUGGUGAUCACAGGAAGAGACAAGAUGGAUGGAGGAUCGUGGAAACGCGCGGCGAUCUUUCUCGCCGCGAUCUACAUAGCGAUCGGCACGGUGCAGUCAGAAUUCAGCAAGGACCCGACGUCCUGCGGCCGAACAAUAUGCAAGGUGCCGGCACACAGGAAGUUCAAGUACGAGGAGGGCGUGCUGUACAAGUACAGGUAUUCGGUGAACGUGAGCACGAACUUAGGCGGCGAAGAAGAAUCGAAGAACGAAUCGACCUUGCACCUGGAUGCGUACGUGGUAGUGCGGUUCACGAGCCCCUGCGAGGGCAAUCUGAAGUUUUACGACGCGAAGCUGGGACACGAGCCCGGAACCAGCGUCGCGGAUACCGAGUUCAACAAGAACCUGGCUCAGUACAACCUGAGGUUCUCGUUCGACGACGGAAAGGUCAAUGAGCUGUGCCCUCAUGAAGGGGAACCCGCGUGGGCGUUGAACUUGAAGAGGGGUGUCCUGUCGAUGCUGCAGAACAACAUGCUUAGGUUCGACGUCGAUCAUCGCGUGGAAGAGCUGGACGUGAAUGGGAUUUGCGAGACUUCCUACCGUCUGUACGAGGCCAGACACACUAGUCUCGUUGUUAAGAAAUCGAAGAACCUGUCGAGCUGCACUUACGGCGCGAAACACUUCUCUGUUAUUCAGUCGAACGUCUACAGAAGUCCAAGGUCCGAUCCCUCGAGGCAUCCCCUCUUGGAGUCCCGCAGCGACUGCGAGCUGACCGUCGAUCACAAUGUCUACGAGGAGGUCAUCUGCAAAGACGUGCAUCGGUUGCAGCCGCUCUCCAGCGGGACCACAGGUGCCAGGACAGAAUCGACGGCCGUGCUCAAACUCGUCAAAGAGAUCAGAGAAGAGCAAUCGAACGACUACGGCAGGAGCAGCGAGAACGAAUACGACGAUGACGUCAGGGAACCCGACCGCAUCAAGAGAACCACCCUGAUCUACGAUUACAUGGGAACUACCGAGAGGGCGAACUGGAAACUGAGAUCACCCAGGAAUCUCCUAAAGUCGAUGUGCAAAUGGGGAGUAGAUUCCGAUGAGCCGCACCAAGAAUUCUCCGAAACUUUCGCAGCGUUCAUCCAUUUUCAGCGGGUGUUCGACGAUUAUCCCUCGCUCUCGCAAUUGUUCAACAGGGCCAAUACCUACUGCAAGGCUGGAAAAAAGUACAUCGUCGACGCUUUGCCAUUUAUCGGCAAUAACGCUGCCGUGAAUGUGAUGAUCGAUCUGAUCACGCAAAAUUAUGUCGAUCAGAGUACCGUGGAUAGUUGGGUGACUGCUUUUGCCCUGAUCCCGCGACCGGAUUUGAAAACGAUCAAAGCUCUGUCGCACCUGUACUUCCAGCGACACAUCCCGGAAAGUCAGUUCAUGCUUAGCUUUUCGGCAACGAUUCACACCUUCUGUUCGAACCAUGGAACCUUGUGCAGCGAGGCCGAGCCUGUGGCGAAGUUCAUCUCGCAUCUGGAGCAAAAAAUCAUUAUCGGUUGCGAGCCUCGGCCGCAUGCUGAUUCAACGAUCACGGAGACAAUGAAAGCGUUGAAGGCGAUAGGGAAUAUGGGUUUAGAAACGGAGACCUUGAAGGAGAGGCUAAAACUAUGCAUAGACGACACGAGCGGAUUCGUGCCGAAGGAAGUGCGCGUUGCUGCUGUCGAUGCUCAUCGCAGGAUGCCGUCCUGCGAGAAGACGCGCGACCUCUUCUUCUUGGACUAUUAUCGAAACUUCACCUUAAACACGGAAAUCCGUAUUGCAUCCUAUCUCCAGGUGAUGCGUUGUCCCGACUACAACGUCAUCAAGAUCAUCAAGCACACCUUGAAGAUGGAGGAAGUGAACCAAGUCGGAACCUUCGUCUGGAGCCACUUGACGAACCUCUACAACUCCGCAUCGCCGACGAACGUCGAGAUCCAGAGUCUGCUGACCGACAGGGACCUCGGAGAAAAGUUCAACACCGACAGGAGGAAGUUCUCGCGCAACUACGACGGCUCGUUCUUCUCCGAGGAGUACAACGUGGGUGCGAACUACCAAGGGAACCUGAUCUUUGCCCCAGAAUCCUACAUACCCCGUUCGGCGACCUUCAACCUGACCUUCGACCUGUUCGGCGAGUCCGUAAACGUGUUCGAGUUCACGACCAGGCUCGAAGGCCUCGAGUACUACGCAGAGAAGUUUUUCGGGCCGGAUGGACCGUACAAUAGCGACAAGGUGUCAGGAUUCAUCAAGACUCUGCUGAGGAGUUUCAGAGAGGCGCCGGAACAGGAGGACUACUGGAAACGCGUGAAACGGCUGCCGAACGUGAUCGACAACGAUUUCGAGAACCCGAGAAUCAGCAUCAGCUACAAAAUGUUUGGAAAUGAUCUGGACUAUUCGGUCCUGAACGGCGACAAAGAGAUCGGAGAAGCUUUGCUGCGGCUGAACCCCUGGGAGACGUUCAAGCAAAUGGCUAAUAAGAAGGAGAUCCAUUUCGAGAACGCGGCGAUGUUCUUAGAUUCUACUUAUGUGGUGCCACUGGCAUCUGGUCUGCCGGUUCGGCUGGAUUUCACAGGGUCUGCAGCAUGCAACUUUACGAUGUCAUGGUUGCUCAAUAGUAAAAGGAUCGCCAACAACGAGGUCGAGUUCUUCAGCACGAUCGAGCCGAGCGUGAGCAUGAACGUCAUUGGCAGCAUGGCUGUGGACGCCUUCUACACGAGCGCAGGUGUAAAGUUGCGAUCGAACGUCUACUCUUCGAGUGCAGUUGUGUUUCACUUGAACGUGAAAGGAUUGCGCUUGGUUCAAAUGAAUCUGCGUUUGCCUAACAAGAAGUUGGAGGUGCUCUCCGUCGGAACCGACAUUCUCUUGACAUCGGGCAAGGGCGAGAAAUACAAGGAAACACCGCUAGGCGUUUUAAUCGCUGGCCAGAACGACAAAUUGAAGAGAACGAUUCCUAGUAAUGUGAUCGCAAACACCAGUUGUUCCUGGACCGCCCUUGACAAGCUUAUAGGAUUAUCAUUAUGCGUCGAUUAUCAGCUGUCGAACGUGACGAAGAACCCAGACGCGCCGUACUUCGUCCUGGCCGGCCCGACGCUCUUCAAGAUUUCGUUGAUGAAGGCCGAUUAUUCAGCAGAGGAGUACUUGUUGGAGUACAAGUGGGAGCAAACACAGAAGCAGAACAUUUUCAGGGUCGCAUUCGACACGCCCGGGACCCUGGUGAACAGAGAAUUGAGUGCAACAAUGUACUUCGACACGAAGUCCGAUUAUGUCACCGUUGUGUUGCGAUCAGCCGGGAAUUCUAUAGUUGCAAAAGGCACCUACAAGAACACGGAGAACGAGACGUUCAUCGACAUAGGCUUCGACAUAAACGGCACGAAACACCUGGACGCCAGCUUGGGCUACGCGACGAAGAAAUUCAGCUACGGCUACACCUACAGCCCGGAGAUGCACUUGAUCAUCAACAAUGAACGAGUGGCGGCUCUUUCGGGGACAAUAAGGAAUGCCUGGAAGAACGAUGUUCUGCAAUGCGACGUGGAUCUGACUUUCCGGACGAAGAAGGUCUGGAGCAAGUUAGUUGGCUACGUCGUCAAAAGAAACGCCAGCCUAGCUAGCGACUUCAAGCUGGACUAUCAGCUGCAGAAGAUGCCUAAGAAGGAGACACUGGAGUUCGAAAUAUCCCUGGUGAACCGGUCCUCAAAGACUCUGACGCAAAAGACGGCCGACAUGAAGCUACACUCCACGGCAUAUCCUCAAUUAAACACUAUAGUCACUGCCUGGUACCAGCAGGCUCUCGGUCACCUGGAAUUGCACGCUGAAGUGAACUCGAAGCCACACCUGAUGGACGACCGCCACAAGCUCACGGCUCAGCUGAUCCUUUCUUACUCAAAGAUGUAUUUCCAGAAUCAGGACACCAAGAUGAGCGCGCUAAUCGCUAUAACAAAGCCCAUACAGAAUCUGGACAUCAAGCUGGGCAUCAAGCACGAUGCCAUGGGACCCGAAUCGAGGACUACUUUGCUGAUAGGAUAUGCUCCAGGAAAAGAAAUCGUCCUGACCGUGAAUCUGCUAAUGCCACGGGGUCUGAUGUUCGUGAUGGAGGGCCACGCAAACUUGUCGAUCCCGAAUUUCAAAGCGAUGCUGUUGGAUGUGCGGAUCACGGAGAGGUCGAAGCGAAUCUACGAGAUCGACUUCAGCGAGACCUCGUUCACUGGGUACAACAUAACCGCGCGCGGCACUUAUUCGGACCAAUCGUUCGGGUCCGUGGUCAGUCACACUCUGAAGCUCAUGUUAAAGUCGCCGACGUUUGCCAAUGACGUUCUCUGGCACUGCAAACUGUACCGCAACUACUCCAACCUGAACGUGAGCGUUUUCGUGGAACAGGUGGACCGGGACAAGUACGCGUUCAUACUCACCCACGCGGUGGGAUCGCCAACGAAUUUCAUCUCGUACAUCGAGGGCAGGUACAAGAGCAAUGUGUACUCGGUGACGACGAGUGUCGACACCCAGAAGGAGAUCCGGAUGGAGGUGCACUUGGACAAGUGGAGAGACGUCCACCUGGCCUUGACCGGCGUGAACGAGGAGAACACGAAGGGCUUCGGAGCAGAGAUCAAGUGGGAUGCUAACAGAGACCCUGCAUUAAAGCUGGCCUUGUCGUUCAACUUCGACAGAACGUUCGUUCCGGCGCUGACGGAAAACCAACUUCCAGAGAAGAACCUGAGCACCGUACUGACUUUGACUUAUCCAGGCCGCUUCAUCAGUAGCUCCUGUCGCAUCGUUGCCAGAGGAAUCUACAACUACAUUGUAGAUGCUGCCGUUGAUUGGAACCCGGAUAAAACCAUUGGAUUGUACAUCGCUACCGAGUACGAUUCUACGGUGUUGAGUAGAUUGAUCAAGAUCGAAGGCCAAUUGCUCACACCCUUCGAGAACUGGAGAAGAACCGCUCUGACCGCCAAAUAUCUACAGGAGCAAAACGGACUAAAGUUAAGCGGCAGCACGCACUGGAAGGACUCACAGGUGCUGAUGGCAGAGUUCGACGGCAGCGUGGCAGAGCACGAGAAGAUAACAGAAUGGCAAGCAAACUGUGCUGUGACCAGCUCAAUUCACUCAAUUUCCUGGACUACCGUGAACAUCACCCACAAGAUCGUGGAUUCCCAAGUCGCGGACACUCGUCUGCUGAUCAAAUACAACCCGGACAAGGUGAUCAACGCAUGGAGCAUUUGGUACCUGGACAAAGAAUCUGAUAACGUGUUCAACUUGACCGGGAACCUGCACCUCGAGUCUCCAGUGACCAACUAUAAGAAAACGGACCUGAAGUGUCAGCUGCAGAUCCUACCGGACUGGAAGUUUCUGGGAAUGGCGAGCCUGGACCUGGAUAGAAGGACCUACACGACGAAAUUAAUCGGGGACGUGCGUCGUUUGCGAGAAUCGAUGGUCCAAUUCGACAUUACCACGCCCCUGGAAAAGUUCGCGUUCAUCCGCGGCCGGUUUGGCCUCUCGGAGAGCAAGAGACACGUCGUUGCCGAAGUAGUAACACCGUCAGGACCUAUAGGAGUGGAGGCUUUGGUUCAGUUCCUCACGGCGGAGUACGACUGCAACGUGAAGCUGUCGCUGGCGACCUCGUUGGAGCUGUUGCAACGGGCGUUGCUGGUGGCCAAGCUGAACAACCACAAGGCCGAUUUCAGAGUCGGGUACAACAACAUGACUGUCGGGUUCCAGGGCGUCUGGCACUACGGUAACAUCACCGACUUCCAUUAUACCUAUCUGUUGUUCACGCCGGUGCCAGGACUCGAACAGAUCGGGGUGGUUGCGAAGCUGAUCGCCGUGACCACGGAACAGGAUAAGUUGGACAUCGACACCGAGUUCUCGGUGAGGUUGAUGGAGGUGAAACUGGGCAUCAGAGCGAAGGCUGGUCCGAAACCACCACCGGUUAGCAUACCCAUCAAGGCGCCGAUAAGCGCCGCGGAUAACUCAACGACCCAGGAAUCGGAACAAGAAGAGGAUCUCCUGGACACAACGGAUGAAAGCAACACUCUCUACUGGCACGGUGAGGCUGGGUUAGACUUGGCCAUCGUCGAGCCCGUGAUAGCCGAGCUGGACAUCGACCACGAAGGACCGCAGUACAAGAUCGUGGGAAACCUGCAGUGUUUCGGCAAGAAGAUCCUCCUGGACGAUAACUUUUACAUAGAAGAUCUGUUCAAUUUGAGGAACGAGUUGAACGUGGUAAUUCCGUUCGCAUUCGCCAACGAGAUCGUCUGCGUGAACGCCUUCGUCGUGGACAUGGAGAAGCCUAGCUACACCAUGCAGCUGGCCGUGAACGUCCGACGCAACAUGACCUGGCACGAAUCCGGCGUCACUGUCCUCUACGUGUACAGCGAGAGCGAUACCGACGACUCGAAUGUCCAGUUCCUUCAGAUGGACGUCAAGACUCCCUUGGACUUCCUCAAGUUCCUCAUGACGAACACCACCCUGGAGACCGAUGAGAACUACCGCAAAACCAAGGUGACAAUGCGUGCGCCGAACGCGGCGAUCGACGUCCUCGGCAUCCUGGAAACCGACGAGGCGAUGAUCCACACGGUUCUCGUUACCGAAGUCGACACGCCGAUGCUGAAGCUUCCGAGGUCCACGAUCACCGCUAAGAGAGACUUCACGGCGAAGGAGAAAUACGUCAGGGUGAGCGUGGACAUUGCCGAGCCGGUCUCGAAGUCGUUCUCCUUCCAGUCGGACUGGUACGCGACGGAGGACCAGAUAAGAGCUUCCGUGGCGUUGAGGACAUGGCUGCAGGUGCUGAAGAGCCUCGAAGCGGACGUCACCUACACGAACGCCGUUGCUACCAACGACACCGCGAACGUGACGAUGUACGUGAGGUACCUGGACGAUAGAACAUAUAAGCUGACCGGGAACUACAGCGGCGGUUCCGUCGAAUCUGAAUUCUUCAUGCCGAAAGAAUCAAAGCCAUACCUGACGUUUCACGGAGACUUGAAGAGGAUUAACGGCACCGUGUACCAGUUGGACGGGGAGUUAAACUCUGUGUCGAAAAAGACGUCUUUGGUGUCGGCCACGUUCCUCCCGAAGGGCAAGUCUUUGAAUGUCUUCGAUAUGGACAUGAAGCUGCAGUCGAGAUCCGGAGACGACGUUAUACACGUGAAGCUGAAAAAGCAGAACUACGGCCUGAAGCUGAACCUGGAGAGCCAGAACACGAACGGGACGUUGAACGUGAAUUUCAUUAAUACGUUCAAUUGGGACUUCAAUGCGCACGCUGAUGUACUAAAGGCAUUAGGCCAGGUGGAGAAGUACCAAGUCGUCACGUUCGCAAACGUUCAGGUGAACGGGAACACCACGCUGUACGUUCACGCUGAGACCCCAUUGUCGGAUAUCAGGGACCUCACCUUCGACGGGAAUAUGCUGUUGGUCAACGACAGUGGAAAUAUCGCGGUGCGCAAUCGGUUGAACGGAGACAGCUUUUACGCGGGUUUCCAGUGGAAGCUGGUCUUCAUGGUGGACAUGUUCGGCAGAGUCCUCGCCGGCUACCAAAAUGGAGAUCGGACCAAGGACUUGGAUGCUAGGUUGUACAUGAAAAACCCGGCACGGUUGUUCAGGAACAUCGACGCAGGAUUCGAUGUAGACGUCGAUCGAGACCGAUGGAGGUUCGCGGCGAACGCUACCAUCGGGUUCCGCAACUUCGAGAAUAUCGACGGGGUGUUCAUCGCUAGACUACCCCCGCCGUACAGCGACGACCAUCGAUUCCUGAUCAGUUACCAUGCGAACAACGGGCUUGCGGACACCUCUUACGUGAUCGGAUACAACACCGUCAAGGCGAAGACCAAUUACGCGUCCGAUUGCUCGAUUCGCAUGAACAAGCGGGACAUCAACGGUCACCUGCGCGUGUCCUGGGGAAUGCUGCCCAUCCAGUCCGUGAACAACCUCUUCAACAUCACCUUCGACAACAAGCAAAUCGAGAUGAAGUACUCGUUGUACACCCCGAAGUUCCAGCAGCAGGAGACUCUAAUGUGCCUGUUUAAUUAUGACGCUACCUCGGGCACGGAGAUACGAAUGAUCAACGCGGACGUGUACUUCCCAGCUAGCACGCACCUGGGUUCGGCGAACGUGUCCUACGAGAGCCUGGUGAACGUCAACGGAACCCUAAAUGCUAUUAUACCUACGGCGAACGCCACGAAGAUUGAAUGUCAAUUCAUAGUGUUCACCACUCUGCAACAAAACAAGAGGUACAUGAAGGUGUCCUGGCCGCAGAACGCGGCCAUCGUGAACUCUGAUUACACGUAUCGCAGUCAGAAAUUAGACUCCGAUCUGGACGGGGUGGUGCACGUGGAGGUGCCCUUGCAGACUCGUCACGUGGGCCACCUGACCUACGGUUAUCAGAAGCGACCGCAGAUAACUACCGGAUACUCGGAGAUGACAUACAACAAGCAAAAGGUGUUGCAAGGCCGAUACAACUCGAAGAGCGAGUCAAGGGCCGGGUUCGAGACGGAUCAGAUUCAGAUCUCGAUCGAGAACGCGCUAAAGCCGAUCGGCAUUGUCUACUUGAACCAGUACGAGUAUAGCGCUGGGAACGAGGGUACAAAUUACCCGACGGUCGAAUACAAGCGUGUGAACAUCUACCAGCUGAAUAACAAGACAGCAUUCAACGUAGCCGGCGAGUCUUGGAUCAGAACGUCGCAUACCGGCCAGGAGAUACGUCUGAAGGCGAUCCAUUCGAACAGAACCGUGGAGCUGAAGACUGAUUACCAAGUUUUGCCGGGCGAGUUCAUACAGAACUCUUCGCUGAGUCUAGCUGAAGACGUUUGGAUAGCGUAUCAGAUCGACAUCGAGAACAGAACCACGGAGGAGAUCGGCAAUCAGAUUAUGAUCGUGACCGUGUCCUACCCGCAGAGGGAGUUCGUCCUGAACGGCUCCUAUUGGAUCAGCAGUGACAACAUAAGGACCUUUGUGCACCUCGAUUGGGAUCAGGAAACAGAGCAGCCCAGAAACAUCGGCGCCCUGUUCAACUGGGCGAACUCGACCCAGAGUUACAUACCUGUUCCGCAAUAUCAAGUUACGGUCGGCCUCCUGCAUCCCAGCUUUCCGAAAUCGGUGAUCGUGAAGGGCAGACUGAUGAAAGAGACCCCCAGGGAUCUGUUGAACGCAGAGAUCAUCGCCGAUUAUUCCAACGAUCCGAACAAAUUGUUUUCGGUGUCCGCACUAAUCCGGGACAUGAGCAAACUACCCUCCACCAGGAAGUAUAUCUAUAAAAUAAUCGGUAAACAUCUCAGCACCAAGCUGGACCUGAACUUGCAUGGAUUCGUUCUCAAUCAUCAGAACAUCUUGUUCGAGACUGCCAACAAUGGUAGCUACGUGCGCAGCUACAUGACCACAGAGACUGGGCAGUUGAAUGCCUGGUUGGACCUUGUGCAGAAAGAGGUGCUGUUCCAACGGGACUACAAUGACGCCAAAAAAUAUCUGAACGUUAGAGUCUUUCCGGGUACAAAGAGAUUUAUUGCGAAUGGCAGCGCGAUAAACACGCCUAAUCUUAAUGCCACAGGGGACUUCUUUUUCGAUUCUGACGAGAAGCUGAUCAAGAUGAUGGUGAAUUAUACUCCCGACGCCGUGGAGAGCUUGCAGAUGUACGGAAAGAUUCCCGAUGCUCGGUACGCGUCCUUCAACAUCUGGAGAACUUAUCAGGACGACUACUCGAUCUCCGACGUGUCCUUCUACUUGAAAUUGAACCACUCCAGACUGGUGACUUCGACUCUCCGCUGGAGACCCGAACUGAAGAGCGAUAUUAUUAAUGGUAUCAAAAACUCGGCAAUGGAUUUGUACAAUGGCAUGAACAACGAUAUCGACUAUUGGAAACAGUACGUGAAGAGCGAGACCGCGAAUGUGAUCUCGGACGUUUGGAGCGACGCGCAAGACGAUCUUCAGCAAUUCCUCGACGACUGGAACAGUUUGAAGGAGCUGCAAGAGGACCUAGACAAGCUGAAGAUCUACCUGAACGACUCGUACAAUGCGAAUGAUUUUUACAUCAAGGACAUUGUCACGGUUGGCUUAUACGUAGUCGACGAACUUUCCCUGCGACAUCACAUCGAGUCUCUGCCGAACAUUCUUAAUGAGAUAUGGGCGAUAAUGGGCGAAUCGGGCGAGGCGAUCAGGCACUCGCUGCUGUGGGUGAUCGACGCCGUGAAGAACGCGUUCAACAAGGUCUCGGAAAUCAUCGCAGCUAUCCUGAGGGGCGAUUCGAUCACCCAAGUAGCAAACAUCAUCGAGAAACUGAUCGAGAAGUACGACAAGUUCAUAAAGGAUUUGCAUGUCUCCUUCAUCAAGUACAUGGAGAACCUUUGGGGCAACAUCUCGCAGACGAUUUCUCAGCAGUGGAAUCGGGUCCUGCUACUUGUCGAGCCUGUCUUCAUCCGCGCAAUACAUUAUCUCGAGACAAUGGCGUGGAAGGCGAGCAAAGAAGUUGUCGACUUUCUAUACGACCGUCGAAACGAUCUGAUCUCGUCCCCCUAUUUUGAUCGGUUCACCAACUUCACCCAGGACAUAGACAAAGUCUACCGGGACAUCAAGGCCAACGACAUCGUGACUAACAUACAGAAGUACACCGGUCUGGUGAUGCAAUUCCUGAAGGACAGGUACUUCACGUUCGUCCCGUUCGGCAAGGAGCUCAAGGACGUUAUCGACGAGAUCAUCACUGAGCUGAAGGAGCUGCAAAAGCUACCCUCUAUCCACUACGCCAUGGAGAAAAUGCAGCAGGUUUACGACAGAGCGUACUAUUUUUACGACUAUUUGGAGAUACGAGCGAAACUGGAGAACGUCAUUCGGCUAAUCCAUGCAAAGCUCAUGGACAUCAGCCAGUCGGCUCUGCAAUCCGAGAGCCAGUAUCGAGAAGCCAAGACCAAAUUCAUAUUCGACCCGAACCAGGGACUUAUGUGUCUCGAGCAGAAGCUGCCCAUGUCCUGGCACGCGUUCGAUAAGACUCCGGAGUUCCACGAGAUCCCAGAGUUCAGAGCCAUCUCCGACAUGAGGUCAUACUUCGUGUCCUCCAACGUGACCUUCUGGAGCCUUUACCGGUACAAGUCAUACAUGGAACCUCUCAAUUGGCUGCCUCCUUUUAGAGCAACGGCAAUGAUCAUCGGCUCGCAGCAUCUCGUCACCUUCGACGGCCGACACCUGGAUUUCGUCGGACCUUGCACGUACUUGUUAGCCCGCGACUUUAUUCACGACACAUUUACCAUUCUCAUAAAGUACGACCUGCACCAGCCCAACCGGGUUACGCACAAGAUUAUUAUCCUCAUCGGGAAUGACGCUAUCGAGCUAGACAUCUUCGCCGACACCAUACAGAUAAUCUCCAAACAUUCGCCAACCACGUUGACCAAUCUCGAGCUUCCCAUCGAGCUGGAGAACGGGACCAUGUACGUGUACCAGGCUGAGAACAUCAUCACGGUGGAGCGAAAGCAGAACCAGCUGCGUCUAGAGUGCAACUUGAAGUUCGACCUGUGCACCUUAGAACUGUCGGGUUGGUACCACGGGAAAACCGCGGGGCUGCUCGGCUCGAUGAACAACGAACCCAUGGACGACACGACCGCCUCAAAUGGCGUGAUCCAAUAUGACCUUGCGACCUUCGCCAGCAGCUGGUCGAUCGAUGAAGACGAAGUCUGCAGAAGCAGCCCGAACCAAGCCUCGACAAGGAAACAAGAGGACGGGGACGUUGCAUUAUUCUGUGAUGACUUGUUCGUCAACGUAUCCUCCGAGUUCGUAUCCUGUUUUGAUGUCGUGGAUCCUGAAGAGUACUCGAGGCUGUGCAGCCUGAGCACGAACAAACCGGAAGCUUGUACGGUGGCCUUGAGCUACAUACAGGCUUGUAUGUACCGUAACACGUUCCUGAGGAUACCCGACGCGUGCACCAGCUGCAAGAUGAUGAAUGGUAGCCAAGUGGCGGAGGGUCAAUUCAGGCAACUCGAAGGCGAGAACGUGCCCAUGUCAACCGAUGUUGUCUUCAUCGUCGAAGGAAAGGAUUGCAAUCGGGAUAUUAAACAGAACCGCAGCAUAGAGCAGCUGGUCACACAGCUGAGCAAAGAGUUCAAGGAGCAUGGUCUGGAGGACACCCGCUGGUCCCUGGUUGUCUUCGGUGCGAACGGCGUCUUCGACAAGCCGAGGAGCGUCGUCCUCGACGGACAGAUCUUCACGAAGAACGCGGCACGAUUCGUCAACUACUUCGAUCAUGUUCCGGUUGGUGCCGGCAGUCGCGACGUCUUCGCGGCCAUAGUGUUCGCCACGAAGCUUGUCUUCAGGGCCGGCGUCUCGAAGACGUUCAUUCUGAUGCCUUGCUCACACUGCGAACCGGAAAACCAAACGCUGGAUUAUACGGUGCUCCACGAGGCCCUGCUCGAGCACGACGUCACUCUUCAUAUUCUGAUGGACGGUGACUUCGAGUUCGAGAAGGAGAGGCUGAACAAGAUAUUCUAUGGACUGGACGCAACCAAGUCGUAUACCAAGAAGGACUCCAGAACGCUGAUCGGCGAUGCUGACCUCAGAAGGCAGGUGAAGCUCUCGAAGAGCGCCCUGGGAUACUGUACCCCGUUGUCCUUGGAGAAUAACGGGACCAUAUUCAGCGGCGACAAGCUGCGAUUUGACAAACUAACAUCGAUCAAGAAGUUUGUCAGCGUAUUCUCAAAGAGGGUGGCCCUGACCGCGCUGCCAAAUCCCUGCCAGAACUGCGAAUGCACUGCGGAGAACAGUGGGAUCACUCGAAUGGAGUGCAUACCCUGCAUUUAUCCUACUCCGGUCACAGUGGAUUACGAUGCAUUUAAUGAUUCGCUGACAUCGUUGCAGCCAUUGAGCAUUGAUUACGGGCAGAUCGACAUCGACGACAACUGAGGUGUUAACGAAAGUACAGAUUAGAUUAUAAAUCGCCGUCACACGUGUUUUUUUUUUUAUUUAUUUGACAUGCUAUACCGAAGGAUGUGUAUCAACGGGAACGGAGCACUCACCUUUCGAUGAUAAGUAUUUGAGAGACAUAUCUUUAAGCAGUGUCGCAUCGAUAACGUAGAUUAUGUGCCGUAUGUUGUAAGUUUUUGAUGUAGUUAAUAUUACAUACUUGUAAAAUAGUA
This is a messenger RNA of Megalopta genalis, 13352 nucleotides long. It is a transcript of the gene Apoltp, whose product is annotated as Apolipoprotein lipid transfer particle. The record is from RefSeq and is a predicted model, not a curated record. Gene Ontology annotation, biological process: lipid transport. Gene Ontology annotation, molecular function: lipid carrier activity. Lineage: Eukaryota; Metazoa; Arthropoda; Insecta; Hymenoptera; Halictidae.